AUGGAAGAAGCGGGAGUGUUAGAUUUGUAUGAGCUCCACUACUCUGAUUUGCUGCUCUUGUCAUCAACUUCUCCAUUACCAGAAGAGGUAGAAAGAGUUGAAACAAUAAAGAAAACCAUCAUGGAAAACCUAGGCCCAACUGGCCCAGGACUCCUUUCCAUCACUGGUGUCCCUAAAGCUUCCAUUCUUCGACAAAGGCUCCUCCCUCUAGCUCGCAAGCUUGCUCUUCUCGACCACGAUCGCCGCAAACACAUCCUCAAGGAGCACAACUUGGGGAGUGAUGUUCCUUUGAAGAAUCCAAAUAGAAAUGUGUCCUCGUUUGCAAUGCAACUCAAAUAUGCACAAGCUCUGGAAUCCGCUCUAGGUAAAUCCAAUAAUGGAAGUCAUUGUAGUUCGAAUUUAGAACCGGCUGAUCUGGAUGAUGAUGAAGUAACAGAAUCGCAGGAAAACGAAUUUGAGAAUCUUGCCGAUACCUUUAGAGAGCUAGGAUAUUGCAUGAUGGAGCUGGGACUUCGUGUUGCACAAAUAUGUGAUAUGGCUGUUGGUGGCCAAGAGUUGGAACAUAGCUUACUGGAAUCAGGGACAGCAAAAGGACGCCUUAUACAUUAUCAUUCAGUCCUAGACAACUUACUUAUAAAAGCAAGUGGGACAAGGAAGGGAUCCACCAGAAAGCAGGCUUAUGUUAAGAAAAACCCGGAGCUGUUCUUAAGAAGUGAGCAAACACAAUCAGAAGGCUCUAACUUGGUUGCAAAUGGUAAUGAAGUUGGAUCAUGGGGAAAUCAGGGAAACCUAUGGCAGCAGUGGCAUUAUGAUUAUGGUAUCUUCACUGUUUUGACAGCACCUAUGUUUUUUAUGCCCUCCCAUUUAUCAGAAAAUACCGCAGUGGAUCAAUUUCCAAUAUCUUGUGAUCAAGACUGCCCAUAUCCAAAUGGGCUUUCAUAUUUGCAAAUCUUUGAUGCCAAUAAAAAUGAUGUCCUCAUGGUGAAAACUUCCUCAGAAAGUUUUAUAAUUCAGGUCGGGGAAUCAGCUGAUAUCUUAUCGAGAGGGAAGCUUUGCUCGACCCUUCAUUGUGUGCGCAGACCAACAAAAUUGGAAAAUUUAAGCAGAGAAACUUUUGUUGUGUUUUUGCAACCUGCAUGGAGCAAAACUCUCUCAAUUUCAGAUUAUGAUAUUCAACAAUGCAUGUUAGGUGGUCACUCUUCUAAUGAGGGAAACGGCCAAACUGAGCAUGACUUGAAUAAAUUUUCUCGAGAAAUUCAUAAAAUUGUUCCCCCACUUUCGUUGCGGUUAAAGGAUGGGAUGACAUUUGCAGAAUUCUCUCGUGAAACUACCAAGCAAUACUAUGGUGGCAGUGGUUUACAAUCAAACAAUUAG
Molecule: messenger RNA, 1374 nt
Organism: Dovyalis caffra
Lineage: Eukaryota; Viridiplantae; Streptophyta; Magnoliopsida; Malpighiales; Salicaceae
Source: the annotation of a GenBank genome assembly